AUAAAUAAUAAAUAUCAUGCAACCGGCGACCGUUCUGAGAUGAUUAAUCUCAAAUUUACCUCCAUAGCUCGAUAAACUAUAAACAACUAACAAGUAAGUAAUGGCGGUGCGGUGCAUUUUGCAUGCAACAGCUUGUGCUAUACUACAAUAUUCCGAUUGCCGACAUUUGUGAAAUCAUAAUUCGUAUUGCAUUAUUGAUGUAUUGCGUAUUUAUGAUUUAAGUCCAAGUGAGACGAAAUCGAAUUUUGAAUUUUAACUACUUACAUGGAAUACCCACGUUCUUUGUUCAAGCAGUCUGAUUCCGGUUGGCCAGGCUGCUACCCAGACUCCAGAGUCCAGAAGAAUUUUUAAAAAUAGUGGAAUUACUGCUUAGUGCUUACGUCGUCGUCAUUGUGCUCACAUUCUGUCGAGGAACGUCAAUAUCAUUGUCUAAGAUCUGUUGAUAAUCUAUCCGCCAUUAACCAUCAUGUCUGAUGAUCUGUCCAGAAACUCCAGUGAAUAUGACCAUGAACCGAGUACUUCGGGUGUCGCCACACGCAACAGCAGUUCACCAGAAAUAAUUACUUUUUCUGCUAUCAACAGCCUAGAAAUAAAAAAUGACAACAUCCAAGAAAUUACAAGACGUAGUGUUACACCUUCAGAUAUUACCAAACCAAGUGGUUCAAAUAAGGAAAAAACUUCAAAAUCUGAUUUAAAUUCAUCCGGGAUAAAUGUAAGCUGUUCUGAACAAAAUAUUGUAAAGAGUCCAAUUGAUCUAAAAUCUUCCAUGUUAAAAAGUCUUUACUUGUCAAAUACUGUUAAAAUAGUUUCUAAAGAUGUUGUUAUUGCUGAUUGUAAUAAGGGUAAAAAAUCAAGAAAAGAAGGCAAUUCGAUUAAAAAAAAUACUCAAAAAGUUUCAAGUCUUGUAAUAAAUAAUGACGAUUCAAGUAGCAGAAUGGAAACUGAUGUUGACAUAGACAUAGUCAACAUGAAUAUAAAUUCUCCUAUUUGUAUCGAGGAAGAAUCUAAUGAUAGUUUGAAUUCCACUUCAACAACUAUUAUGGUUCCUAAUUUGGUGAUGUCAACUCCUGAAACUAACAAUAGAGUAAAAAGAAAUUCUAAUAAUUAUUUAUUACCUUCUACUUCUAACUGUGAUAUGUCACCUGGUAAAUCUCAAUCAGGAUCUAAAGAUACUGCAUGUAUAACAAUUCCAUCUAUUUUAGAAAUAGGUGAUCCAUCAUACAGUUUUAUAGUUUCUGAUUCCAAAAUACAAGAUUUUAUAAAAAAUGCAAAAAUGAUGGAACCAGAUGAUGCUGAUUAUGCUUUUGACCCGACAGAAAUAGAUGAAAUUAUUGAUCAUGAAGUAAUUUUGGGUACUCGUUACUACUUAGUGAAGUGGAAAAAAUGGUCUAAAGGAUUUAAUACAUGGGAACGUUUUGGUGCUUUGUAUAAGUCACAAAAACACCUACAUAAAUAUAUCAAAAAUCUUAAGACUGAUAAAGAUGUAAAUAGUUGUAAGCAUAUAAAUGGAAUAGAACUUAUGAUGUCCAGAAAAGUUAUUUCCAACUUGUUUGAUUUAUUCAGAACUGAGACUGGCUUAUCUCUGCCAGCAAUUUUACCUGAACAUAUAAUUGGUUUAUUUAAUUGCCUUGAUGUCGGUCCUACUCGAAGUCAAGCAUUACGAAUUAAAACCUUUCAAUCGUAUUUGACUACAAUCGCUUUGGGUUAUUUUAGACAACAACAAUUAAUCAAACUCAAACAGUGGGAAAUUGACAUUAAUGUAGUGACUCAAGGUUACCAAAUAAAAGUAGAAAAUAACAUGGACCUUGAAGGACCACCAGAUUUAUUUGUAUAUGUUUCGAAUUAUGUUCCCCAAAAAAACAUUAUUAUACCAGAUGAUCCUCCUAUUGGAUGUUCUUGUAGAAGAAAUUGUCAAUCUCCUGAAGAAUGUUGUUAUGAAAUGUCGGGUUGUUUAAAAGCAUAUGAUAAAAAUAAGAAUUUAGUGGUAGUUCCUGGUAGUCCAAUAUUUGAAUGCAAUAAAAAAUGUAGAUGCACAAAGUCUUGCACAAAUAGGGUGGUUCAACUUGGUAGCAAUGUGAAUAUUUGUAUUUAUAAGACAAGAAAAUAUGGCUGGGGCGUUAAAUCUGCCCAAAACAUUCAGAAAGGUCAAUUUGUAGGUAAAUAUAUUGGUGAAAUUAUCACAGUUAAAGAAUCUGAACAACGUUUAAGUAAAAGAACGUCUUCAUUGGAUAAUAUGUGGAACUUAGAUUUUAAUGAUCCACUGAAUUAUAAAUAUAUCAUUGAUGGUACACAUUAUGCCAAUUUCACAUAUUUUAUAAAUCACUCAUGUGAUGCCAACUUAAACGUUUAUGCUGUAUGGAUUAAUUGCCUUGAUAGAAAUCUUCCAGAGCUAGCCUUAUUUGCUAGUAGAGACAUUUUAGCUGGCGAACAACUUACAACUGAUUAUUUUUCUCGGAUUAGUGAAGAAAAUACUUUGAAGAAAAAUGGCACUAAAUGUCAAUGUGAUAUGAAAAACUGUCAAGGUUAUUAUUUUUAAUAGUACAAUUACAUGUUUAUUAUAAGGUUAUUUUAUAAAGCUACUCUUUAUACUUAUUAUAAGUUUAAU
Molecule: messenger RNA, 2605 nt
Organism: Myzus persicae (green peach aphid)
Lineage: Eukaryota; Metazoa; Arthropoda; Insecta; Hemiptera; Aphididae
Product: histone-lysine N-methyltransferase SUV39H2-like
Exons: 4
Coding region: 467-2536 (689 amino acids)
Cellular component (GO): nucleus
Molecular function (GO): histone H3K9 methyltransferase activity; protein binding; zinc ion binding
Source: RefSeq, a predicted model, not a curated record